AUGUUAACUUUGGAAGUGAAUUUCUCACAGCAUGUCAUCGAUGAUCCCAAGUACAUCUCUGACGAGAAAAUGACCACUUUUAUUAUUGUGGUCGACAUCUUGGUGUUAGGUGUUUUUUCAGUGACGGGAAUCGUCUCCAACAUCAUCAACAUGAUCAUCUUCGUCAAGCAGGUUCUCAAAGACAGCAUGACGGUGGGGCUCUUCUCUUUGGCUUUCACAGAUUUCUCCAUCGCGACCUUGGAACUGACCUUCUCCUGCACCUACCUGGCCAGUGUGAUAUGUCCGUGGAGCUCAGUGGACUUCUGGGCUCUUAACAAUAUCACUUUGACCUGGAGUAUUUGUGCUCUUUACUUGACUUCCUGUUGGAUAACGGCCAUCAUAUCACUGGAGAGAUGCUUCUGUGUCGUGUACCCAUUUAGUGUUAAGCAAAUAUUCACCAGGGGGCGCUGCGUGUUGUUAAUAAUUGUCGUUUACACCUUACACAUCUCAGCUGUACUUCCGGUUUACUUGGUAGAAAAGAUGGAAUGGCUACCUUUCGACUUCCAAGCUAACAAUGGCUCCGUGACGUCCAUUCAACAAAGGUGGAUCUAUUCCAUAGCUUUCUCAGAAUCUACACAAGAACUGGACAUCAUCAUGGACAUCACCGCUGGCUUGUUUCUGUUUAUAACACCACAGCUAAUUGUUCUGGUUUGUUCUGUUUGGAUGGCGAUCGCUCUAAAACUUUCCUCCACAGUUCGAGCUCGGAAAGACGGGGACGACCACGCAGCGUUAAAAUCUAGCACAAAAUAUUCCAAUUUAACAAGACAGGAGAAAAAGCUGAUUAAGAUGGUCCUAUUUGUGGAUGUUCUACAGUUGGCAUGUAACGUCCCUAGAAUAACUGUGAUCAUAUACUAUCAUGUUGUGUUUCCGGGACUGGACAUGGCCCUAGUGAAGAACUUUAGCACCAUCCUAUGGACAUGCGCAUUGGUCAUAAACACGAUUUCGUGCUUCAGUAAUUCUUUGGGAUAUUAUUUCUUAAACUCUCUGUAUAGAAACAUGUUUAGAAAUUUGUUUUAA
Molecule: messenger RNA, 1056 nt
Organism: Biomphalaria glabrata
Lineage: Eukaryota; Metazoa; Mollusca; Gastropoda; Planorbidae
Product: mu-type opioid receptor-like
Exons: 1
Coding region: 1-1056 (351 amino acids)
Biological process (GO): neuropeptide signaling pathway
Cellular component (GO): membrane
Molecular function (GO): G protein-coupled peptide receptor activity
Source: RefSeq, a predicted model, not a curated record